AUGGUGUACUUAAAGGACCGUGGCUACCGAGUCAAUGUUUUGUGUGAAGCAAAUAUUUGUCACCCAAAAACUGAAAAUCGUGGACACCUCCAAGAUAGAAUCUGCACAGAUGAUGAUAUUGAAGCUCUCGGUAGUAAUGGAGGGAUGAGAUGCGAAAAUACGCCUAUUGAGGUGACUGUUCCUCCAACCCCAGCAGAAAGUUGCCAGGGGAAUCAGGAAGGACUGGCCGAUAUUCCUGGCUUUCAUGAUCCUAGGAUCUUCUAUUCCGGAAGAGGGGAGCCUAUUCUUAUGGUAUCUUCUCAGUCGCGAUAUGCUUGCAUCGGACUAUGGUCUAUUGAUCUUCGUUCUGUAUACCCCGACCUGGAAGAAAUCUUCUCAUCACCACCCAAGAGAUUCGGAGGACCACUCAAAUCUUAUCCUAUAUCUUGUCUUAUCGACGCAACGUCAGAGGAAAUAGCUCUCAAUAGAUACAUGGCAAAUGCUACUUGGCAUCAGGCCACACCUGCUUUAAGACUGAUUCUUUGUACUCGUUCUAAUAACUCUUGUAUGUCAGAGACUCCGGAUACCGUUUUUAUUGCAGCCAUUCAUCGUAAACAUAAAAACGUGUUGGACCUACCAAUCCGUUACGAAAGAUAUUUUGUGAUGUGGGCAGCAACACCUCCUUUUAGUAUGCUGGCCAUGAGUCAACAUCCAAUUCUAUUCGCAAAUGAAACCACCACGGGUUGGACGACCGACGAAAGUUGGGAUGACGUUCCAGAAGCUUCGUCCGAAGGUCGUGGUUUUUGGGCAAAGCUCACCUAUACCACAACUAUAGCGUAUGCUUGGAACAGGGAAGAUGAGGAUCUAAGGGAUAAAGGCGUGGGGUUUCUGGAUGAUGAGAUAAUUGUUAGUGUGGGUGUGGAUGAUCAUGAUCAGGUGUAUGGAAGGGUUCUUGUCUCUGAGCUGCUACAGUGUUUGAGAAUUUGUCCUAGCUUGAUGUGA
Messenger RNA from Botrytis sinoallii, 981 nucleotides. RefSeq lists its product as uncharacterized. The transcript has 3 exons. The record is from RefSeq and is a predicted model, not a curated record. Bases 1 to 981 code for a protein of 326 amino acids. NCBI's taxonomy places the organism in Eukaryota, Fungi, Ascomycota, Leotiomycetes, Helotiales, Sclerotiniaceae.